CCGAGAUGAUCGAUCGCACCUUGACCUGAACAUGCUUAAGGCGGCUGCGGCUCGGACGCGACUCGCCGUCGUAUCCUCCACGUCUGCACUUUUCGCCCAGUCUACCCUCCUCCAUCUGCCUACCUUGAAACCAUAAACAGCAAGUCUACCAUGGCCGCUAGUGUAUUCGCUGAUCGACCGCAAAAGAAACUGGUCCUCUUCGAUGUCGAUGACACUCUCACCCGGCCGCGACAGACUGUCUCUCCGGAGAUGAUCAGACUGCUUCGUGCAUUGCGCAAGAAGAUGGUCAUCGGCGUGGUCGGCGGCUCGGACUUCGUCAAGAUCUCGGAGCAGCUCACGGUUCAGGGGUCCGCAGCAAUUGACGAGUUUGACUACACUUUUGCGGAGAAUGGUUUGACGGCGUACAAGAUGGCUGUACCAUUGCCGUCACAGUCAUUCAUCAAGUUUGUGGGUGAGGAGCGUUACAAGACUUUGGCGAAGUUCAUCCUGCACUAUAUCGCGGAUCUUGAUAUUCCCAUCAAGCGGGGGACGUUCAUCGAGUUCCGCAAUGGCAUGAUCAACGUCAGCCCUAUCGGGCGCAAUGCAACGUUACAAGAACGGCUUGACUUCGCCGCCUACGAUAAGCAACACGAAGUCCGCCGCGCCUUUGUCGAAGUGCUACGAGAGAAGUUCGCUGAUUACGGCCUAACAUUCUCGAUCGGCGGGCAAAUAUCAUUUGAUGUCUUCCCCAAUGGGUGGGACAAGACAUAUUGCCUCCGACACGUCGAAGAUGAGCAAUUCGAGGAGAUCCAUUUCUUCGGCGAUAAGACAUACAAGGGCGGCAAUGAUUACGAGAUCUAUUCGGACCCUCGAACCAUUGGCCAUGCUGUCUCAGGUCCUCCGGAUACUGCCCGGAUGUUGAAGGAGAUCUUCCUACCGGACUUCCAGUAAUCAGUAUGGCCUAGUAGUAAUCACGGAGACAGUUUGAUGGUGUUAAGUUACAAGUCAUACACCGACAAGACUGUCAUCUGGGACAUACUGAACACUGUACACUGAGGCUGUGAAUUGGGAUGAGAUAGGUAGCUGAUGCUCCCAUGAAGGUGCAUAGAUGCCAGUGUCUGUGAUGUUCUCGUGUCAUAACAACUGUAAUGAGAAACAUGUAUACAUUGUGCUGCCCUGAUGUUGUGCCUAUGCCCUGUUCAAUGUAGUGAGGCCUUCCUGUGGAUGCAGUUCAAGUG
Molecule: messenger RNA, 1217 nt
Organism: Fomitopsis serialis
Lineage: Eukaryota; Fungi; Basidiomycota; Agaricomycetes; Polyporales; Fomitopsidaceae
Product: eukaryotic phosphomannomutase
Exons: 7
Coding region: 151-930 (259 amino acids)
Biological process (GO): GDP-mannose biosynthetic process; protein N-linked glycosylation; mannose metabolic process
Cellular component (GO): cytosol
Molecular function (GO): phosphomannomutase activity
Source: RefSeq, a predicted model, not a curated record